Eimeria mitis is the source of this 2685-nucleotide messenger RNA. RefSeq lists its product as uncharacterized. The coding region runs from base 1 to 2685 and encodes 894 amino acids. The record is from RefSeq and is a predicted model, not a curated record. The transcript is spliced from 4 exons. Gene Ontology annotation, biological process: protein histidyl modification to diphthamide. Gene Ontology annotation, molecular function: diphthine-ammonia ligase activity. Lineage: Eukaryota; Apicomplexa; Conoidasida; Eucoccidiorida; Eimeriidae.
AUGAGGAAGAUUGCAGUGGCUCUUGUGAGUGGAGGGAAAGACAGCGUCUAUGCUAUUGAAUGCGCCCGGCGAGUCGGGUUCAGCAUCCGUGCUGUGGCUACACUACUGCCGCGGGAUAAUGCAGUGGAAACCGACAGCUACAUGUAUCAGUCUGUGGGAACAAGUUUGGGUGCGGCGAUUGCCGAGUGCUUGGGUGUUCCGCACUACAGUGCCCACGUUAAAGGGCGACCUGUAAACACAGAAACACUGGAAUGCACCUUCCAGGACGACGACGAGCUUUAUGACCUUCAGACUUUGUUGGAGCGCGUGAAGAAGGCCAACCCUGAUGUUGACGCUGUGACAUGCGGCGCCAUAUUGUCGGAGUAUCAGCGCCGGCGCCUGGAAUCCAUCUGUGGAUAUGUCCGCCUACUGCCCGUCUGCUUGAUGUGGAACCGAGAACAGAAGGGCCUGCUAAAAAGUAUGAUAGACUGGGGCCUGCAUGCUGUAGUCGUCAAAACUGCAUCAAUGGGCCUUUCAAAGAAGCAUCUGGGCCAUUCAGUUUCUGACUUGUUCCCUCAUUUCCUCGAGCUGAAUCGGCAGUACGAUUUCCACGUUUGUGGAGAAGGAGGGGAGUACGAAACAGUGACGUUGGACUGCCCCCUGUUCACAAGGGGUUCGAUUAUUGUUCCUGAUUGGGAGCAGAUAUGCCACAGCGACGACGCUAUGGCACCCGUGUGGCUGCAGUCUCCACUACAGUGGAAGAUAGCGCCUAAGGACCCCGCGAACUCGUGGCCUCGAGUACAAUCCGAUGCAAACGUGCGCGAUCUUGAGUUGCUUCGAAUACAACCCUACCAGGACCUGAUUGAUACUGCUGUCAACGAUUGGGGUGUAGAUGUACAUGACGGAGAAUCUGCUGCUGCCCCUUCCUUUGAUGGAGAGGGCCCCACUCCUGGGAUUGAUCCGACGAGCGCAUGUGCUUGGGAUGAAUGCGGCAACAGGACUUGUCAUGCUCGAACAUUCUCUUCAGGAAGCAUCCUUACUGGAGAUAUAUGCGUUACUUGCAGUAAGGAAGGGGGGGGCACAGAAGGCGACGUAUCACCUCCCCCCAGCAUAUCCUGGAUACAAAUCGUUAGAGAGUCUAUGAGGACGUGGCUAGACGAGCAACUGAGUAAGACAGUGAAUGGCGGGAUGCGUGCCCGUAUUGUUGAGGCAGUAUGCCAGGUCUGCUGCCCAGACUUCAUCGGCAUCCCUCACGACGUUUUCGAGGCAUCAGGCAGUGGGCCCGUUGCCCUCACUGUCUUCGUUACCCCGUUGCCGCGGUGGGUUCAGCUGCGGCUCAGGAUCGUACUAGGCCGCCCGGAAGGCUUCGCCAUUCCUCCUGUCUUUUCCUUAAAGUCACCCACAGACGAUUCUCUGCUGCACGUGCACAGUGUGAACUUGUGGGUCCCUUCAUGCUUUGCGCUGGGCACUUAUGGCAUGGAUCGGCUAGCCUCGUGCUGCUCGUGUCAAGGUGUACGUUGUGAGUUGGUGUCUGAGAGUUCCCUCAGCGCGGCCUAUUUGUUUCUUCGCGGCUGCGAUGGCCGAUUACCUUUCACCUGCGAUUUCCCUGAUGAAAAAUGCGGUACACAUCCGUUUUUCCGGAGGCGUGGACUUCAAGAAUAUCGAGCGCUCGUGCCAGCGCUGUACACCGCCCUGCAGACUGCCAACGCAUUCGUCAGCAUGCAGUACACGCGUCACCUGUGCUACACUGGCGGAGCAAAUAGGGGCUUUCCCCAUAACGACGGUGAACAUUUUGCGGAUGGAACCGAACUGGGUGGACUCGAUUCAACAGAGCCGCAAGACAUAAACUCAGCAACAUUACGUGUUCCGCAGUUGAAAACUCCGCCAUUUGUGGCUUCUUGCUUUGUUGUCUUCGUCACUCUCACAGAAGGAAAGGCGGAGACCAAGCCGAAGUCCGACAAGAAUCUCGGGGUUGUAGAGCGGCUUGUGCGUUCUCUCAUUGCUCGUUCCAGCUCCCGCAGUGAUCAUUCGUUUUCGGGCGAUGAUACAGGCAAUCAAAGCGUCGUCAUCGUGGCGGAGGCGCCCAAUCUUCCUGGAAAAGCAAGGGUAUUGAUUCUUCCCAUGUGGGACAUAUCACCCAGGCUUGGCGAUAGGGCCUGUUCGCAAGUGUGCCGCGCUAGUCACCAGCGACAGGAUGGAGAAAAGUAUACAGCGACCGUCACAGUCGUAGAGCGUUUCCUAGAGGUCCGGAAAGAUACAGAAUCCACUGGUCGGGGUAGUGGCACAGGCAUUCGCUCGGUGGUGGCGUGCCUUUCAUUCCAACGAAGACACGGCUACGCUGGUUGCCAGAGUUUGGAAGAGCUAGUGGAGGAGCUGUGCAGCACACUGACACAUUGGCUGAAAGCACAUUCUGUACAAGAGGGCGUCGCUUCUUUGUAUCUUGGAAAUACUGAAGAAGCUGUAACUACGCGGGGACGCGAACGGGUAAUUGAAGUAUGUGUAUUUUAUUGCCCUUCUUAUCUGUGCUCGCUCCAGAUGGAUUCGGAAUCGUUCGAGGCAAAAUGCCUGCAGCGCAUCGGAGCCGGCUGCUGUGCGAGUGCGGCCGCAUCCUGUGAAUUCUCGCCUAUCAUUACAUUUUUCCCCGUUUUGAACCUUUCGGGGGGGCUUUUCCAGAUCGUUGCUCAUACGUUAUCUGCAUACGCCUAA